Trichobilharzia regenti is the source of this 1269-nucleotide messenger RNA. The record is from the annotation of a GenBank genome assembly. Lineage: Eukaryota; Metazoa; Platyhelminthes; Trematoda; Strigeidida; Schistosomatidae.
AAGAAUUCUUCACAUUGUUAUAUUUAGACGUCAAUAUUUUGAGCUGGUUCUCCUGACAACGUUGAAUUCUGUCAAUGCAUAUUUCUAUUGGUCGCCUUUAAUAUAUAAACCCUAGUAAAUUUUUCUUUUCAGUAAGAAGAAGCCGGAAUUGUAAAUUAUUCGUCUCAUUGCAGGAAGAGUCUUUCGAACCAUGGGAAUUUUAACUCUGAGUGCAUUAGUCAUACUCCAGAGUAUAAUUAUCUCUACUGAAGCUGAUAAGACCUUCUUACUACAUGUACGUUGGCUUCCAACUCACUGUUACCACAGAGAGUGUCAAGUGGAAGAUGGUCAGAGAUGGGAUAUUGCGAAACUCAGAGUGGUGCCUCAGCUUGACUGGUUCAGCGACAAAUGUCCAUAUUCAACUAGCUUUUGGCAUUAUAACUUGAGCACUAUAAAUGAAUUGUCGAAAUAUUGGAGCAAUCCCUUGGAUGAAUUCACGCAUUACAACCAUCUGUAUAGAGACUACGCAGCAUGUACCGUUGUCGAUAAAAAUGGACCAACUCCAUAUCUUUAUUUCAAUCGUGGAAUAGACCUCUUCAAAAUCGUGUCACCUAAAUCAAUAUCGAUCAAAGAAGGUGAAACUUACUCAACCAAAGAUUUCGAGCAUUCGUUGUUGAACAAAUAUCAUGCUCAACCUAAAGUCAUCUGUGCUGCUGAUGAGGUUGGUGGAAUUUUUCUCCAUGAAAUAGUCUUCUGUUUCAAUGAGCAUUCAACGCCUGUCGACUGUCCCGCGGAAUAUUCAAAUGACCUCCAAACCUUCAUGUAUACGUUCAAUGAACAUCCUGAAAAUGACUACAGGAAACAAAUUGAUCAACAGAAGCUUUGUGGAGAUUCAUUCACUGUACCGGUAUAUAAAAUGUAUUCAAAACCAACAGAUGAACCUGUGAAAAAUGCUCAUUCAGAAGAUACUUCAUCCUCUUUAUCAGACAUAUUUUCAGGUAUCUGGAAUUGGUUUCGGGGUCUGUAAGACAAUUGACUGUGUAAAGGAUUGCGAACAAAAUAUUAUGCACAAACAAUUUUACUUUGAGUAGAUUUAGUGUGAUCUCUGCUUUCAUUAGCACAAAACUCCUCGUGUGAAUUUUCGCUUCUAUAACUCUCAACAUUUAUUUUGAAAUUCAUUAACAUUCGCUUAUUCAAUAAAAACUGUUUCACUUUUUCUUCUGAAUUGUAAUUCAUAAAGUCUGGAAUUAAAGUAGAAAAAAUAUUAUUAUUAUUAUCUUUGACAGUUUC